Molecule: messenger RNA, 3892 nt
Organism: Alexandromys fortis (reed vole)
Lineage: Eukaryota; Metazoa; Chordata; Mammalia; Rodentia; Cricetidae
Exons: 14
Coding region: 16-3609 (1197 amino acids)
Biological process (GO): regulation of DNA-templated transcription
Source: RefSeq, a predicted model, not a curated record
UAAAGCUGCACUUAAAUGGGGAAUGGGAUCUGGAAGGGACUUCCUGUUGUCCCUAAUCCCAGCCUCCACCGGGCUUCCCGGCCCGUUCAGUUCUGGCUGCAAAGACCCGCUCCACCCCCCGGGAGAGGGGCUCCACGGCUCCCCAGUAUCCUGGCUAAAACCUGGCGGGGGCUUGACGAGCAGGGGAGAGAGAACCAUCUGCUGUUCUUCCUCGUUCUGAUACAGAAGAUGCCCGCAGACAGUAAAAGCAUCCUGGCUACGGAGAGCGAGCAGAGAACCCAUGCGGUUCCAGGUCACGGGCAGUGCUGUGGAGACAUGCUCUUUGGGCAGGAGGAGACAGUACCCUUGGGAACCUCUCAGGAGUCAACACAUGUUAAGGCAGAGCCAGAAGAACCACACCCUGAGGGGGCAUCACUGGAGGACAGGGCUCUAGGAACUCAGGGCUGGAUGCCCCAGAGUCCUGGCUCUAAGGAGAAAGCCCUGUUCCUGCCCAGUGGAGUUCUUCCCUUACCCUGGAUUCCUGUACUUUCCCGAGCCAGAAGGACCAGAGAACAGCAGGCGGCUGCAGCUCUCCUCACUGCCUGGUCCCAGAUGCCGGUGACCUUUGAGGAUGUGGCUCUGUACCUCUCCCGGGAGGAGUGGGGAAGGCUGGACCACACACACCAACAUUUCUACAGGGAUGCACUACAGGAAAAAGGUGGCCUGGCUUUGGGGUUUCCGUUUAGCAGACCUUUCUGGGUCCCCCAAGUUCAGGGGAAGGGCGAGGUGGCAAGUUCCAGCAGACCAACAGGAGCUGAGGAGAGGCGAGGCCUUGGCUCAGGAGCUGUGGAAAUGGGGAAGUUGGUACCAACCCUAGCCAUGGCAACCCUAGGGGAUGAGAAACCCUUAAGGACCAGGGCCAGGUGGGCUCCAGGGGAAGAGCCACAGUGUGGUCAGCAAGUGGCUAGCGGCCUGGAUGCAAAGAUGGCCAGAGACGCUGGAGAAGCCAGGCAGCCAAAGCCAUCCCCACCCAACACAUGCCCUCUCAAGACCCCAAAGGACGGCGGUCCAGAGAAGCCCAUGGAGGAGGAGAAGGGUGUCCUGGAAAGUGGCGAGGAGGGUCUGGUCCCUGACGGUGAAACAGGCAAGAAGAUGUACACGUGCACACAAUGCGGCAAGGGCUUCAGCUGGCACUCGCACCUGAUGACGCACCGGCGCACGCACACGGGUGAGAAGCCCUAUACCUGCACCGACUGCGGCAAGCGCUUCGGCCGCAGCUCACACCUCAUCCAGCAUCAGAUCAUCCACACGGGUGAGAAGCCCUACACCUGCCCCUCAUGUUGGAAGAGCUUCAGCCACCACUCCACACUGAUCCAACACCAGCGGAUCCACACCGGUGAGAAACCCUACGUGUGUGACCACUGUGCCAAGCGCUUCACCCGCCGCUCGGACCUAGUCACACACCAGGGCACGCACACCGGUGCCAAGCCACACAAGUGCCCUAUCUGCGGCAAAUGCUUCACUCAGAGCUCUGCUCUGGUCACACACCAGCGCACCCACACCGGCAUCAAGCCCUACCCGUGCCCGGAGUGCGGCAAGUGCUUCAGCCAGCGCUCCAACCUCAUCGCGCACAAUCGCACGCACACGGGCGAGAAGCCAUACCACUGCCUCGACUGCGGCAAGAGCUUCAGCCACAGCUCGCACCUAACUGCCCACCAGCGCACCCACCGCGGUGUGCGGCCCUAUUCCUGCCCACUCUGUGGCAAGAGCUUCAGCCGCCGCUCCAACCUGCACCGGCAUGAGAAGAUCCACACGACCGGACCCAAGGCUCUAGCCAUGCUCAUGCUGGGGGCGGCGGCGGCGGUAGGGGCGCUCACUGCACCCCCAUCUGCUCCCACUUCGAUCUCCGCGCGGACUUCCGGCUCCGGGAGCUGGUGGGGAAGCUCCGACCACCUGGCGGCUCGGGGCGGUGUGUCCUGGGGGCGGGACCGGGGCGUCGUGGUGAGCGGUCGGGCUCCUGCGGAUUCGGCGCCCGAGGCGCAGGCCGGAGGGGACGCGCUCCUCUGGGCAGCGCGGCCGCUGGCGGCUCCUUGCACUCCGGGUCCCCGUCGCUCUCGCCAGGCUGCUGGGACCGUCCCCUUUUCCCACGUCCUGCCGAGCGACCCUGGGUCGGCUGUGGAGUCCCAGGCUAGGGUUGACUUAGGCCAGGGAAUGGCAUCCUUCCGGGAGCUUCAAGACCAUGCUCCUGGGGAGGAAGAAGGACUUCUGAUUGUGAAGGUGGAAGAUUGCUCUUGGGAGCAGGAACCUGCCCAGCAGGUGGACAGUGAGGAUUCAGAAGCUUGCCGCCAGCGCUUCCGUCAGUUCUGCUACCGGGAUGUGGCUGGGCCACAGGAAGCCUUCAACCAGCUCUGGAAGCUCUGCUGCCGCUGGCUGCAGCCGGAGCUGCACAGCAAGGAGCAGAUCCUGGAAUUGCUGGUGCUGGAGCAGUUCCUGGCUGUGCUGCCAGGGGAGAUUCAAGCCCAGAUACAGAGACGGCACCUUGGGAGCGGCAAGGAAGCUGUCGCUUUGGUGGAGGACAUACAGAAUCAGUCGUUGAAAGCCGGGCCACAGGAUGAGCCCUCUGAAGUGGAGCCUAAGGCAGCAAGCCAGGCACUCCAAACUCCUCGGCCUCCCCAGAAGCAGCUCCCUGCACCCCAAGCGCAGCACAGCCAUGCCGAGCUUCCUGUUCUUAAAGAAGGACAGACAGGAGAGACGACGGAUGUCUCCUUUGCCUCCGCAGUGCCUCUGCCUGGGAGACCUCAGCUGAGUCAUAGCUCCCCAUUCCAAAAACCUGUGGCAUCAGAAGACAUCCCUUUCUAUUUUUCCCGAGAAGAAUGGGGCUCCCUGGACCCUGCUCAGAGGGAUCUCUUCUGGGACAUAAAGAGAGAGAACUCCCGGAAUGCUGCUCCCAGUUUGGGAUCCAAAAGCCAGAACAAGAGAUCUCCAGAGGAGGCUGUGACAACAAUGUCGGGACAGACUAACUGUGAAGUGACUAUGUCCUGCAAUCCCGAGGAGGCUGACACCGAGGUCUGGGAGACCAAGAACCCACCGAGGACAGCCGUGGGACCGCUGGUGGAGGCGCAUCGGGGGCGGCCGCCCACGCGCAGGCGCCAGUGUCAGGAUUUAGUGACUGAGAAGCCGCACAGCUGCGGGCAGUGCGGGAAGCGCUUCCGCUGGGGCUCAGACCUAGCCCGGCACCAGCGAACACACACUGGUGAGAAGCCACACAAAUGUCCUGAAUGCGACAAGAGCUUCCGCAGCUCUUCGGACCUGGUGCGUCACCAGGGCGUGCACACGGGCGAGAAGCCCUUCUCCUGUUCUGAGUGUGGCAAGAGCUUCAGCCGGAGCGCCUACCUGGCAGACCACCAGCGCAUCCACACAGGGGAGAAGCCUUUCGGCUGCAGCGAGUGCGGGAAGAGCUUCUCAUUGCGCUCCUACCUGCUGGACCACCAGCGUGUGCACACGGGCGAGCGGCCUUUUGGCUGUGGCGAGUGUGACAAGAGCUUCAAGCAGCGUGCACACCUUAUCGCGCACCAGAGCCUACAUUCCAAGACGGACCUACUCGGGAAGCGCCUAACUGUCGUGCUGUGAGCCCUGAGACACACUGGCCUGCAGGUCUGGACAUUAGUGGAGGUGGUGGCUGUAGCAGCAGGCUGGCUCUGGAGAACACCCGUUCCUCCAGAUGUGCGGCCUCUGUUGUACUUACACUAGCACUCUGUCAGUCAGCACUUUGUAGCUGACACCGGAGCACUGUAUUCAUGUUUUUAGUCUGCAUUGUGUGCAGACUGAUGUUAACAGGACAGCAUAGACCCUCCAAAAGGGCUCAGCUGAUGGGGUUCAGAAGGGUUUGAAUAAACAUGGACCUUUGCCUUGA